AUGAUAGCGCCGGCGCCACCCGGCCAUUUCCCACCACAACAGCCCAUUUCGUCGCCGAAUCGUACCAGCCGCGAACCGCCGCCGCGGCCAGAAACGACCGAGAUCGAGACCCACCACCACGCGAAUCACCCGACAGCUUUACCGGUACUCGGACUCCAACUGCCGGUAUCAGGAACGGUACCCGAGUCGUCACGUGCUCAGUCACGAGCUCACCUCAACCUUGAUCUUGACCUCAACUUACACACGCCAUCUCAUGCAUCACGUCUUUCCCGUGAGCACGAGCACGAGCACGAGCACGGAGUUGGACAUGGACAUGGACAUGGACAUGAAAUUCAUAGGCCCGGAGCUCAUUCGGCACAGAGUUCAGCGGGCCUGCCACCUACUGGGUUUGCAAGUCAUCUCCCUCCUGCCUCCUCAGGCCCCAUGUCAUUGGAUUGGAACAUGUACCAUGUUCCUCCAAAUUUGCAACUAAACGCGAACCAGUUUGAUUUUGAGGUUCCAGGACAUAUAAAUGUGGUCGGCCACCCGAACCAUCUGGCACACGGGCCUACAAAUCCAAACCCGUUCAACUAUGGUCACAGCAUAGUCUCACCAUCGAGCAUACAUCCGAAUAGUGCCCACUUCAAUGCAGCUACCUCAACUCAAUGGGAUGAUUCUCUGGGUCAUGAUGCAAGCACUCCAAAAGUGCGGACCCCCUCGCAUCAUGUCUCGAGCAACCCUUGGGCUGAGAUAAACGAGCCCGCAGGCGACAACAACUUGACCCCCGUUUCCCGUUCACGAAAGUCCGCUCGAACGAGACGACAGAAGAAGGAACCUCGCAAGUUAUCUGACGCUUCCCAGGGAGGAAGAAGUAACAGCACGGGCGGCACUGCACCUUCGGUUUCUGAUGCUGCUAGUCCGAGUUCUGCCUCUCAACACAGCCGUGCCAGUAUCGGUUCCAAGUCCGCCUCCAUGACUUCAGCAGCCUCGACGGCUUCCAGCCGACAAAGCAAGCUCCGCAGUGCCUCUCGAACCUCCAAGAAUAGUCGAGAUAAGCCUAACGAUACGCCCGAAGAUCGUCGAACCCGAGCCUCACAUAACCUCGUUGAGAAGCAAUAUCGAAACCGGCUCAACGCCCAGUUCGAAUCCCUUUUGAGUGCUUUGCCCGAUCAAAUACGCCAUGGCGAUAAUGGAGGUGGGAACGGAAACGAAGACAAUGAAUCUGACCAGGGCAACGAUCCUGACCGCCGAGUCAGUAAGGGCGAGGUGCUUGAAAUGGCUCGCAAGCAUAUUCAAGCACUGGAACGUGAAAGAGACCAGCUAGAACUCGAGAACUUUGAGCUUCACGGCAAUUUACGAAAACUCAAAGGAUCUGGGUCUGAGAGCGGGUCAUGCCCAUCUGGCCAGGAGAGUUCUAUCGAAUCGGGAAUCAUCAAGAAGGAGAUGGAAGCAGGCGAUCAUGAUCGAAGUGAAAGCUAG
Molecule: messenger RNA, 1458 nt
Organism: Fusarium coffeatum
Lineage: Eukaryota; Fungi; Ascomycota; Sordariomycetes; Hypocreales; Nectriaceae
Exons: 1
Coding region: 1-1458 (485 amino acids)
Molecular function (GO): protein dimerization activity
Source: RefSeq, a predicted model, not a curated record